Messenger RNA from Mesorhabditis spiculigera, 801 nucleotides. The record is from the annotation of a GenBank genome assembly. NCBI's taxonomy places the organism in Eukaryota, Metazoa, Nematoda, Chromadorea, Rhabditida, Rhabditidae.
AUGACUGGCUUCCGACUUGGGACGGCGGCGAAGAAGGACAAACUGAGUCCACCCGCCAACAAGCCCACGGCUCUGGUGGAUGCUGUGACGGGACCCCCGCAGGGCUUCGGAAUCAAAAGCUACCUUCAUAAUUUCUACUACUCCCCAACCCCCGAUGAUGUCGAGCAAACCGGCGCCUGGUAUCUCCUUCCACCCCCGCCAUCGCAACGUCGCGGUCUUUUUGUGUGCCGCAUCUGCACCAUCAUCGGACUCUUCCUGCUGUUGAGUGGUGCCGUUGGGAUCAUCAUCGGCUACACCUGGCCCCAAGAGCCGCUUGAGGAUUCCAUCAGCCACAUCGCGGUUUUCCAGGAUGACGAAGGCAAUCUCUACAUCCCGCGCGAAAAGAUGGAGCCCUUCAUGCGUGACCCUAUGAGGCACUGGAAGACCACAGGGUUCCUCCUGUUUGCCUCGGGGGCUAUCAUCUUGGCCUUGUCGUUGAUGGUGCCAAUGUUCGCCCAGUGCAUCGGUUCCAAAAGACUUCAGGGAUUCAUUUCGGAGGAGAACUCGCCGAACGAGCCGCCGAUCAGGAUCUACCCCGGACAUGGGGCUCCUGGAAGCGGCCCGGUGCCGGUGAUGGAGGAGAUCGCUAAACCAAUAGGCUCAGAGGCCCAACCUCGAGGAGAUCGACUCUGCGUGUGUGAAGGACUGCUCACCCCCUAUACGAUUAAACUUGUUGUCCCUGGGCCCUUUGAAUACGAUCGAAUUGACGUGUGUCUUGUCCCGGGCAGAGUCGAUUCCGUCCCGUCUACAUGUAUCGUCCCG